CGGCAGCCUCAAAGGCUCAAUUCACGCAGAACGCGGACUUUGGAAGCUAGUUAGUGAUGUGGCUAACCCAGGUUUUUAACGUCCUCAGUCAUAUUUUAGCAAAACACUGCCUGGAAAAAAAUAAUAACACAUGAUAUCAAUGCGGGCAUUAUAUCAUUUUUGACUCGAGUAUUUUGAAAGAUAAGUUCAGUAGCAUAAACAGCCAUGGCUGCUCAGUAUGUUUUGGGCAUGGAUCUGGGAACCACCUCCAUCAAGGUGGUGCUGCUGGAUUCGCAGUCAAAGAGCGUAACGGACAGCUGCGCUUUCCCCACCAACUCGGAUGUCAACAACGAAGAGGUUGAACACGCCAAGGAGCAGGACCCUGCACGAAUAAUCUCCACUCUUGACCGGUGCGUGGCUGCCCUUCCCAAGGAGAAGCUGAAUAAGGUCAUAUGUAUUGGGGUGUCGGGACAGAUGCAUGGGGUCGUGUUCUGGAAGUCUAAAACAGGUUGCAAAUGGUCCAGCAGUGAUGCAAGUCACACAUUCAUACCUCAAGAUGUGAGUCGUCUGGUCACGUGGCAGGAUGGACGCUGCAGCAGUGACUUCCUCUCGUCACUACCCAAACCGGAGUCUCACCUGAUUGUGGCCACUGGAUUUGGCUGCGCCUCCAUCUUCUGGUACACCAAGCACAGGCCAGCGUUCCUUUCAGAGUUCAGCGUGGCUGGGACCAUCCAGGAUUAUGUGGUCUCCAUGCUGUGCGGCUCCGAGGGCUGCAUCAUGACUGGGCAGAACGCUGCUAGCUGGGGCUACUUCAACACCCCCAACAACCAAUGGAACUUGGAGAUACUGAAAGGUGCUGGCUUCCCUGUGCACUUGUUGCCUGUGCCUGUGGAAUCUGGAUCUAUAGCUGGACGGACCUGCUCAGAAUGGCAUGGAAUCCCUGCUGACACUCCUGUUGGAGCGGCCCUGGGAGACUUCCAGUGCAGUGUCUACUCCUGUAUGAGGGACAAGGCUGAUGCAGUACUAAACCUGAGCACUUCAGCUCAGCUGACGUUUGCCAUGCCAGCUGACUUCACUCCUCCAACAGCACCAGACCCUGUUUCCCCCAUCGCGUACUUCCCUUACUUCCACAACACCUACCUGGCAGUGGCUGCUUCACUCAACGGAGGCAACGUCAUGGCAACGUUUGUAGGAAUGCUGACUUCUUGGAUGAAAGAAUUUGGAGUGGAGCUGAGCGAGUCCAAAGUGUACUCCACACUGGUCCAGUGUGCCCUGACCCAACCCAGCACUGACCUGUGCGUGACCCCGACCCUGCUGGGCGAGAGGCACGACCCCACCAGCCUCAGCCUGGUCUCAAACAUCUCCCCCACCAACCUCUCACUGGGUCAUGUGACUCGCGGCAUUUGCAAAGGGAUUUUAGCUAACCUUGCCACCAUGAUGCCCCCUCAGAUGCUGUUGGCUGCAGGAGUGAAAAGGAUUAUGGGUAGUGGGAGUGCUUUGUCUCGUAACCAGGUCUUGAAGCAGGAAGUAGAGCGAAUGUCCCCCCUGCCUGUGGUCUAUGGGGAGGAUGUGGACUCAGCAGUUGGUGUAGCAAUGGUUUUUAAUGACAGACUGUGAGAAGAUACAGCACGUAGCAUUAGCCACAGUGUUCGCUGUAAGCACGUAACAAUACCUCAGUGGCUAUGUUUACAUCCAAUAAUGUGACGAGUCGGUUGAUCGGAAUAAAAAGCUUUCAUGUACUCACCUAAAUCAGGAUAUAGUUUUCCAGUUGAGCUUAAUCAGAAUGGAAUUCUAUCCGAUGGAAAGAUUUGGUGUACACUUUUAAUAUUCUGUUAAAUGAAAGGAUAACAAUCAUGUAAACAUACUUUCACAGUCUGAAUCCUUGCGUACUUGGUAGGGGUGUAACAGUACUCUUAUUUUCUGAUUUUUAAUUAAGAGCGUGAUUCAUUUUUUGAUGUGUUAAUACUGUCUUGAUUGUGUUGAGCUCUAAUUCAGUACUACACAAGCAGGUUUUCCAUCUACCAGUUUUUUGUGAAUUUUGAAAAAAUGAAAUUCGAAAAAUAUUCCAAAAAAGUUUUACACUAAGACAAGGUGAGAAAGUUAGAAUAUCAUCAACGCCAGAAUGCGAAAAAGAGUGAUGGAAAAAAGUUUUUCGAAUAAAUGAUGACAUAUCAAGCUAUAA
Messenger RNA from Colossoma macropomum (tambaqui), 2161 nucleotides. RefSeq names its product sedoheptulokinase (gene shpk). Gene Ontology annotation, biological process: cellular response to lipopolysaccharide; carbohydrate metabolic process. The record is from RefSeq and is a predicted model, not a curated record. Gene Ontology annotation, molecular function: sedoheptulokinase activity. Gene Ontology annotation, cellular component: cytosol. The transcript has 7 exons. Lineage: Eukaryota; Metazoa; Chordata; Actinopteri; Characiformes; Serrasalmidae. The coding region runs from base 205 to 1596 and encodes 463 amino acids.